AUGCAGUUCGUGCGCGCGUUUUUCAAACGUAUCACUGACGACCUAAAGCAAAAGAAGCUGAUACCACUGAAGAUUUUAUUCUUUGUACACGCUUCUACUUUGUUCGUUCUCUAUCCAUAUCUGACAAUUCACAUGCGCGAACUGGGCAUUAAUGUCGAGGAGACGGCCAUUAUGUCCGCGGUAACGCCGGUUAUCUCCAUAGUGAUGCCGCCACUCGCCGGUAUGCUCGCUGACAAAAUUGGCAACUUCAGGUUGUUGCUAGCGCUGUCGUCGGCGUUGGGUGGUGCGUCAGCUCUGCUCCUGCUGGCGGUGCCAGUGGGACGUAUCACGAUCACCUUCCCGCCGGCGGUGCAGCUUGUUACGACCUGUGAUGGCCAUAUAUUACAACUACAACACGUCCAGGACUACCCCUGUAUGCCGCUACAUCCUUACGCGUUUGACGUUAAUCUUACGAUUUCGACAUGCGGAUUUGUUUGCGAGUUAACAAGCGAUAUCUCCUCUAAGGAAAUCGAAGCCAUGAUUCACUCAGGCUCGUAUGAUGUACGAUUACAGUCUGACAAGCACGACCAACGUCUUUUAUACCGCCAUACACUAUUGUCUCUACGUCAGCCCAAAGCGCUUAUGAAAGACCAGAGCACUUCCCGAAUCAUGACCGAUGAUCCAUUUUUUAACACAACAGUAUCAAAACUUUCCGAUCAUGAGAUAUUUUUUCCGACACCAAAGCUUUAUCAAAUGCAAUGUUCACAAAAUGGAAAUAAUGUGACGUGCCAAUUUGGGAGCAAAGAUUUUUUACCCGAUUUAAUAAUGGAAAGUAAUGUCCAAAUAGCUAAUACCAGUUUUCGUAUGAGAAUUUCGCAUGACGUUCAAAAAGUCUCAACUGAAACCAAGAAGUACUGGGUUAAUGCAGUAUCAGCGAUCAAUGGAACAAAUUACGAUAAAGAUUAUGAGAGAGUUGACAGCACGACUUGCGAAGAUAACUUUAUUGGGACACAGGACGUUGAGAGCGUCCGUGUGCAGAUUGGUCCUCGUCUGCUGACUAAAUGUUCCUCAGCGUGCGCUGUUUUAACGCCUAGAAAAAAUCUUUGCGAAAAUUUUCAACAGCAAGUUGAACUUGACCCUUCAUUUACAUUCUGGGCUUAUUUGGCUGUUCGAGUGUUCAUUGGUAUUAUAGGAGGUACGGCGUUCGCAAUGUUCGAGGGUGCGGUUAUUGCCAUAAUAAGAGAACAGCGUGCCGAUUACGGGCUGCAACGUUUGUACGGUAGUAUUGGUGGCAUGAUCUCAUCCCCUCUCUCUGGAUUACUCAUCGACUAUGCAAGCAGAGGAAAAGGAUAUACGGAUUUCAGGCCUGCCUUCUACCUGUAUGCAGUAUUGAAAGUCCUAUCCGGGGUAUUGAUGUUAAGUAUUGAUCUCGAUUUCAAGCAACCGGCUCAGAAUAUUCUCGAAGAUGUUAUAUCCGUUUUUCGAAACGUUGAAAUCGUAGCGUUGUUCAUUGCUUGUUUCAUAAUGGGCACUGCAUGGGGAUAUAUUGAAAGUUUCCUGUUUUGGCUUCUGCAAGAUUUGGGUGCAUCGCGAUCCUUGAUGGGCAUUACCAUCACAGUAGGCGGUAUUGCCGGGUUGCCCUUGCUGGUGUUAUCAGGUCCUAUUAUAAAAAAACUGGGUCACGCCAAUGUUCUCUUCAUCGGAUUCGUUUUCUACGCCAUUAGACUACUUGGUUAUUCCCUAAUCUACAAUCCGUGGCUGUGCCUAAUUUUCGAGGCAUUGGAAUCCGUGACGUCAUCACUAUCGUUUACGGCUGCGGUCACGUACGCUGCCCGUCUUUCCUCCAUCACAACUGAUACUUCCGUGCAGGGACUCCUUGGCGGACUUUAUUAUGGAGUUGGCAAAGGAGCGGGAAGUCUAAUAGGCGGAUAUUUAAUGAAAUUCGUUGGCACAAGGCCAACAUACCAGAUAUUUGCCCUUGCGACAUUCUUGACAGGAUGUAUAUAUUAUCUAUUUAACAAGUUCUACAUUGGAAAACGAUCACACGACGAUGGUAACGACAUCUGUAAGAAGAUUCCUCCAACCACAGAUGUUGAAAGUUGCGAUACUGUGAAACAAAAUGAUAAGACAUGUAUGUCGUUAGAUGUCGCUAGAACGAACGGAAUCGAUAGUGUAAAGAAUCCUGAAUUUGUAGUGUCGAAAAUUACAGACCUAAAGCCGCAAGUGAAACUGGUGUCAGAUGUAGAUGGCGGCAGCGAUUCCGGAGUAGACAAUCCAGGAUACAACGAGAGCGAAACUUCUCCUAACGAAGUGACUCGAAAGGACAUUUGCAAAAAUACUAAGUAG
This is a messenger RNA of Parnassius apollo (apollo), 2325 nucleotides long. Lineage: Eukaryota; Metazoa; Arthropoda; Insecta; Lepidoptera; Papilionidae. The record is from the annotation of a GenBank genome assembly.